Danaus chrysippus (African queen) is the source of this 390-nucleotide messenger RNA. NCBI's taxonomy places the organism in Eukaryota, Metazoa, Arthropoda, Insecta, Lepidoptera, Nymphalidae. The record is from the annotation of a GenBank genome assembly.
AUGGACGCGGUGUAUUGCAUUCGUACUUCUUCAGUUGGGAACACGCUCCAACACGUAGUUUGGAAGUUGACUGGUUGGAUGCCAGGAACAUCUGCCGACGACACUGCAUGGACGCCGUCUCCUUGGAAACUCCACAGAUCGGGCCAACCCAACAAACGUAACACUGGUGACUGGUCUUACACUGGAGGAUAUGGACAAGCCCAACCCGACAACAGAGAAGCUGCACAGGGCAAACGACGAGUCCUGUUUGGCUAUCCUGAACAACUUCUACAACGACGGUGUGAAGUGGCACGACGUCGCCUGUCAUCACGUGAGAAGCCAUUCGUGUGUGAAGACAGUGACGAGCUGUUAAACUUCGUACGCUCUCGCAACCCUGGCCUUCGUCUUUGA